AUGCUGACGUCUCAACGUCUCGAAGGAGGCAAACGAGUAAUCUGCACUGCCAGAUGUAGCCGGUCAAGACCUAUGAAAGGAUGCGGCCGAACAUUGAGCGCGUACCGCGGAACCAUCAAAUCACCCGGCUUCCCUAACCCGUACCCUCCCGCGCUAACGGAGGACGACCAGGUCUGCCAGUGGAUGAUCAGCCUGCCCUACGGACACGGCAUCAAGGUGUAUCUGUACGACUACGACUUUAACUUCGAGCCAAACGACGUUACGACGGUGUACGACGAGUUACAGAUCUUCAGGGACAUAGGCUGCAGCGAGGCUAACAGAGAAAGGACGUUUGUGGGCAACUUUAGCUCCACGUCGCUAAUUCACCUGCCGAGCCACUGGGCCUGCAUCAAAUUCAUCCGGAGGACGCUUCAAAACCUGCAGCACACGGGCUUUUCCCUGUCGUAUGAAGUCAUCGACGCUAACGGUGACUGUGGAGUGAACAAAACCACAAGACUUUUCUCAGAUGAAGGCUACAUCUUCAGCCCCGGGUACUCCUUAUCCAGCUACCCGCAGGACCUGGAGUGUACCUGGCUUGUAGAGUCCCAGCCGGGCAGUACGAUAGACGUCACGUUCUUAGACUUCCAGCUCAGCUAUACCUACAGCUGCGACUUCGCGGCGGACUACGUGCAGAUCGGGAACUCCAACACGUCCUACGCCUUUAAAUACUGCGAUUCCGACUCGCCGCAGCCUUUUCAGACCAGGGAUAACCGACUGUGGGUCUCCUUCAAGUCCGGGCAGUGGAGGCACAGGGGAUUCUGGUUGUACUACAAAGGUUCAGGAGACUCGGUUGAUUCCGACCGGCCGAGCUCGGAUUACUGGAGAUCAGGCUCGGCCCAGUACGGGUGGAGCAGGGGAGAGGACUCAGGGGGAACGGCGUUCGUAGGAUGGAGUAGGGACCCCAACAAAAUGGACUCCGUUAAAAGAUCAACUGGAGCAAGCAUACAUCCGUCAUCCCGGCUCGUACUGACACAGGUCAUCACAGCAGUGACUACAUUACUGGCGAUACGGAACUGACUUACACAAAAACGACGCCAUCUUGUGGAAAUGAACAGGCGGAAAUAGAAUGAACUGGAUGUGCUGCUUUGCACGUCAUUAGUGACGUCUGGGAGUUUGAUAUCAAUGUGAAACUAUCAGGACAGAAACCUCUCAGUUUUACUGUCGUUAACUCAAUAUGAAAGGACAGCAAAAUGAGCAACUUACCAGUGCCUUAAAGCUACA
This is a messenger RNA of Branchiostoma belcheri (Belcher's lancelet), 1260 nucleotides long. Its product is annotated as cubilin-like. Bases 1 to 1056 code for a protein of 351 amino acids. The record is from RefSeq and is a predicted model, not a curated record. NCBI's taxonomy places the organism in Eukaryota, Metazoa, Chordata, Leptocardii, Amphioxiformes, Branchiostomatidae. The transcript is spliced from 7 exons.